CCAAAAACUAAGCUUUUCAUCCCAAAAUCUUGUUGAUAAAUCUAAUUUAAAUAGUAAAAAUGUUUUUCAAUUUUUUAACCAUUUUGUGCGAAAGUCAAGCGAAAAAAACAGUACUUUAAUUUCGUCAAUGCGACUCUCCUUUAUUUCUUCACACAUAACAGAUAUAAUAUUCAGAAUGCGCAUUCUUUACUUUAACACUGACAAAAAAGAGAAUCAUGACCCUUUCACCCUUCUAUACGACAGUAAUAACACUUCUAUGUCACACUUCAUUUCGCCGUCUCGGUCUCUUGACUUUCCACCUGAGAUCAUUCAAAAGAUCGUCCACUUUAUUCCGCGAUCCAGUUUGACCGCUGCCGUCAGCGUCAACCGCACAUGGUACUCAUUAGCUAUGCCCAUUCUUUAUCGCCAUCUUUACGUACGAACGCUACCGCAUUGGCUUUUACUCAUGCGCACUUUUUCAGAUUCAGCGUUUGCAGCUCAAUUCGGGCCGCAUGUCAGAUCACUUGUAUUGAAACCUUCCCCACCUUUAAUAUCUUCUCAAUUAACGAGCUAUAUAAACCACCGUGUCAUAGAAAAUGACGAUAACUUACAACCCUCAUUGAGAGGUUAUGUAAGGCUUGAGCGCGUAAACUUCAAUCAUACUGGAUUAGAAGGGGUAGAGACACCCAUGUUCGACGAUAAGGACGACAACAGCGUUACUUUUAGCCGUCCAGAUGAGCAACGACACGAUGCAGCUGCAGCAGACAGAGAAGACGAACAAGUCGGAAGACUGCAUGAAAAUUACCAAGAAAUGGACACUACUCAAAAAGAAGCAGAAUGGUUAUCUUUUGUUACAGACGCACAAGUCAACUCCAUCUUGGAUUAUGCACCACAGAUAGAAUACCUCAACUUAUCAGGCUGUGAAAAUAUCACAGAAGAGAUUUUAAUACAUAUGGCUUCCAUAAAGAGAGCGGCAACAGCCACCAAAGCUAGGCCCUUAAAAGGACUGUGGUUGAGUUUGUUGAGAAAUAUGACUGCACGCGCUCUGGAGAGUGUGAUGCAGGCUGAAAUCGACCUUUUCCCUACAGCAUCCACAAACCAAAGACAGCUAAAGCAUUUGGAUUUAGGAUUUCAGGUCAAUAUAACAGAUGAAACAAUCUAUAAACUUGUGCAAUGCUGGGGUUCUUCUUUGACUCAUUUACGUCUCAAUUCCAUGUACGAACUUACAGAUGCCGCUGUGCAUUCAAUAAGUACCUAUUGCCCGAAUUUACGAUUAUUACAUUUGGUGCGAUGCUGGAAAAUUAAUAAUGACUCACUCCAGUUGCUGUCUAGAAACUGUAAGCACCUCACUUAUAUUUCUAUUGCUUUCUUGAGCCGAACAGAUGAAGAAGGUAUCAAACAUUUAAUCUAUUCCUGCCCUGAAUUAAGGUGGUUGGACGUGACAAAUUGUGGAAUCUCAACCUUCUUUAAAAAUGUUAUUUUGGAGGCAUGGCAUAAUUAUCGACGAGAUCAUGGUUUAUCACCUGUAAAAAUUCUGGAUCGCACUAUGUUUCUCCUAUAAAACAAUAAAAUAAUCUUGCCAUUUGGUCUUUUUUCCAUCUCACGUUGAAAGACGAAUAUUGAUCUGCUGCUGAUGGUGGGGUUAUCUGAGUGUUUCAUUUGAUACUCCGCCAAGGUUCAUUUGCGCGUGUGUUUUUCAAUGGCUCUUUUCCAUUUUCUGUAAACU
Mycotypha africana is the source of this 1705-nucleotide messenger RNA. RefSeq lists its product as uncharacterized. Bases 128 to 1540 code for a protein of 470 amino acids. The record is from RefSeq and is a predicted model, not a curated record. Lineage: Eukaryota; Fungi; Mucoromycota; Mucoromycetes; Mucorales; Mycotyphaceae. Gene Ontology annotation, molecular function: protein binding. The transcript has a single exon.